Thlaspi arvense is the source of this 1320-nucleotide messenger RNA. NCBI's taxonomy places the organism in Eukaryota, Viridiplantae, Streptophyta, Magnoliopsida, Brassicales, Brassicaceae. The record is from the annotation of a GenBank genome assembly.
AUGCAUCCCGAGUCAAAACGAGCAGGUUCCACAAAGACUCAGCUCAACGAUGGAUUCAGCGAUUUGCCUGAGAGCAUUCUUGUCAUAAUUCUGAGCCAUCUCCCAACUGUGGAAGCUGUUAGGACUUGUGUCUUGUCAAAGUCAUGGAGGACCAUGUGGACCAACGUCACAGCCUUACAGUUCGAUGAUAAACGGCAUAGGGCACCGAGAGACGAUGGCUUUAUUCAGUUCGUUGACCUUGUGGUUCGCCACGUUGGAAGUCUGAGAAUCAACAGUUUCCAUCUAUAUUCUGUUAAUCCAUACGACGAGACUCCUAUCAUCUCGUGGUUAUCAAAGGUUAUAGAGUGCAAUCUUCAGAAACUUGUCAUCACUUGGUACGAGCUCGAAAGCGUCAAUUUCUCUCCGCUCUUCGCUAGUCUCGGCACUCUCGUGGAGCUGAGACUUCGUACGAAGACCAUUCUUGACAUCUCUGCUCCAGCUCUUCUCCCGAAUGUUAAGUUCUUUACUCUAGAGGACGCUAGAAUCUUCAACACGUCAUCCCUCUCAGGGAACAUCUCUCUGAGCUUUCCCGUCUUGGAGACUUUCGAAGCCACUAGUGUCUGCUGGUUUAGAACCGAUACCGUGAUCAUAGAUUCUCCAUUGCUCAGGGUCUUUGAGAUGCUCAAGUGUAGCUCAGGACACGUACCGAACAGCAAUGGAGAGUGUACGAUCAGUUUAUUAGCUCCGAAGCUUGAGAAGAUCACGUUCUCGGGACACGGUUCCGAAAAGAUGUUUCUGUCUUUCCCGCCGUCUUUGCCUGAUGCUUAUCUUUCUCUCACCGGAGAGUGGGCCCAUCCACCAGAGUGGCCCAAGAAGUUUCUAGAAAACUUCACAUGCGUCAAGAGUUUGGGUCUUGAGCUUAUCAGCGAUCAUCAUGUGAUCAAAGUACCCAAGUUUAGACAAUUGGUUUACCUGCUUUUGAUCUACGACAUGACAGAGCCUUACCUACUCAAAAGUUUCCUCAAAUCCACACCAAUCCUCGAGAUGCUAAGCAUUUGCGACUCGAGGUAUCACGGUUUCGAACCUACUUCAGAGAGCUUGGAGGAAAUGCGUUCGCAAACAGCAGCGGAAUGCGUUAGAAAAAAGCUCAAAGUCCUGCAAAUCAGGGGUUUCAAGAUCCGAGAGCCGCAGCUAUCAGUGUUGAGGCACGUGAUUGCAAACGCCGAGGUUCUUGGAGCAGUCAUCCUUUCCACGUCCUCCAAACCAAUCACAGAGAAAGAUAAAGCACUUGUCUUGUCGUAUCCCAAAGCAUCACCUCAUGCCUCUGUCUUCUUCGAUUGA